Messenger RNA from Heterotrigona itama, 3232 nucleotides. NCBI's taxonomy places the organism in Eukaryota, Metazoa, Arthropoda, Insecta, Hymenoptera, Apidae. The record is from the annotation of a GenBank genome assembly.
AUGUAUCAUAAUGAUCAAAAUGUAUGAACGCGAUCGACGCUAUUUUCAAGAAAGACAUACAUAAACGUUGAAACUUUUAUUAAGGUUUUGGUCAAUUCAUGUGCAAUGAUUUAAUGCAUAAGCAGUUGGAUCUAAAUCAGUAUUAAAUGAAUUAAAUAAAUUAAUACAAUAUAUAUAUAAAUAAAUAUAAUAAUAUUAAUAAUAUUAAUAAUAAUAAAUAAAUACAAUAAUAUUAAUAAUAUUAAUAAUAAUAAAUAAAUAUAAUAAUAUUAAUAAUAAUAAAUAAAUAUAAUAAUAUUAAUAAAUAAUAAUGUUAUUAAAUAAUAAAUAUUAUAAAAUAAUAAUAACAUUUUACUACAGUCCAAUGAUAAGUAAGAAAUAAUUUGGAUAGGUUUUAAAAAGGAUCGAAAUUAACCUGAAUCCAUGAUACAACGAUGCUGCCAAAUAUUACGUAAUCGUGCAAUUACGUGUAAUCGUCGUAGCAUGAACCGUUUAAAUAAGAGUCAAGGUCUCUUGACCAGCGAAAAUUAAUUAUUCCAGUGGAACAGAUGAGAAUUAACAUUAUUCGCCAAUUAAUUUGUAUCAGAUCCGUUAGCAUAAUGGCUUCGAUCCGUUUAAGAAUAUCUCGGUCUGAUUUGGCUGGCAUUCGUGUCCCACUUUAUCGUUUUCUGAAAAUAAAAUUAGUAGUACCAAAUGCGUUGGUUUCGUGGCCACGCCGAGGCGCCAAGACUUUUAAGCUUAAGCCCCCUUCAAGUUGACGAAGACCUUGACGGAGCGUCUUACCACUUUCAUGCCGCGUCUCAGUACAGAGACUUGUCUCCGGUGCGAUGGGCUCGCCGGAAGUCGUCGAGCUCCGAGUCGGAGCGCAACUGUUACAACGUGCAGACGUCGCAAGUGACCACCGAGCGGAGUCCCGCGAAGAAGAACAAGAAACGAAUCCAAAAGGAGAGGCGAGUCUGCGAGAAACGGAACCCGCUUCUGGAUCGCGUGAAGAACACGAGACUGAGCUUCUUCAAGGACCGCGACUCCGACGACGAGGGCAAAGAAGAUGACGAGGAUCCCGACAAGCCGCAGUUUCGCUCCAUGUGCGAGUUGAACGAACGUGGGCUGAUGAGAAACGAAUUUCGUCGGUCGGUCUGCGAGUCAGACUUGAAGGAGAUCAUCGAGGAAGAAAAAAUCCAAGCGAAGAGGAAACGACGUUCGAAGUCGCAGAGCAGGCUGCCUCAUCGAAGGCUGCCUCAGCAAGAGGAACGUUUCUCUUUCCUAGGUUUCCGGCCGUCCGCUGGCCAAAGAGUGAUGGACUUGCCCAAGGACGUGAUCGAGGAGACCAUUGACCAACAGAAUCGCAAGUGGCGAAAGGACCAUCAAACGCCUAGACGAUCGAUGGAUCACGUUCUGGAAGGUACCGCGGAGCCAGCUUUCAAAGACGGUUCCCAGUUCGACAGCAUAACACCAUCCAGCUGUUUGGCUGCGAAGUUCCGAGCGAUGCAGGACAGAUACCUGAAGAGCUCUACCAGCAAGAUAAUAGCGAAGAUUUACAAGAAAGAGGGCAAGGACAGGGAGAAACGGAGACUGAGAAGCUUCUCGUACGGUGCUCUGCCGGGCCUCGAGGAGCUCCGAACGAAUCCCCUUUACGAGGAACAAGAUCAGGACGACAACGACUCUGGCAUCCUGGACAACGACUCCGCGACCAGCUCUCUGCUCGACGACAGGUGCAGCAGCAGCGCUUCUGGCUUGUUGAAUGGCCCCAACGACUCGUCCCUGAACUGUCCGCCCCAGUUACCACCGAGGAAACCUUCCUCGUCCGUUGUCGACGUAGAAAGAACCGCGAGAUUGUUCUCCAGUCUGGACAUCUACUGUAGCAGAAACGAGGGCAGAGGAUGCAGGAAGAACGCGUUCAGAUUGAACGCCCUCGACGAUUCUUCGAGUCGGAUCUGUCAAGCGGCGAACAACGAGCUGAUUGAUCGGCGAGAUCGCGGUGGUUCCAAGUUUGGCGAGGAGGAGAAAGCAGCUGUUAUCGAGAGGGUGGACGACAAAGAUUCGCUGGGAUCGGAGAGCCAUCAGGGUGGUAGGCUUCCAGUGAUUAGGAGCAGACCUUACACCACGGAGACUAUGGUCGUGAAACUUCCUAGGGAGUGUUCCGACCAGUGUCUCGGCAUUUUCAUCGCGAAAACGGCAGAAUCUAGCCCUGGUUAUUUGGUGGCUCACGUGGUGCCCAAUGGUCUGGCCGAUAAGGAAGGGACCUUGAGGAUAGGCGACGAGAUUCUGAUAGUUAACGGCAAGAGACUGCGAGGAUUGAGCAUGGCCGAGGCUAGGAAGAUCCUUGGAAGUGGCAACGCGCCUGGCGACGUGGACAUCGUCGUCUCGAGGUACACCGCCGUCGACCAGUCUUCGCCGAAGAAGCUGACGGAGAGCAGCGUGGACUACGAGAACGUUCACGUGGAGAAUGGCCACGGUGUUGUAAUGGAGAAUUCGCCCGGUACGCACUUCAGGAAGCAUCAGACGAAGCUUCAUCAGAGAGAUAGAAGAAACGAGUGCAACAAGUCCACCUCCUCGGACAAGGUGAACGCAAGCGUGAACAAUAACGGGUCGCAGAGCGUUUCGAAUUUCUGCACGCUACCAAGAAGGCCCAGGAACACCGUUUCGACGUUUUUAACGGUGGUGUUUCAGAAAGGUCCUGGGAAGAAGUCGCUGGGAUUCACUAUCGUGGGCGGAAGCGACAGUCCCAAGGGAAGCAUCGGUAUCUUUAUAAAAUCGGUAUUGCCGGGAGGGCAAGCCGCGGAAGAUGGCCGUUUGCGCGCAGGUGACGAGAUAUUGGCAGUGAAUGGCCACGUCUGUCACGACUUGACCCACCGAAAAGCCGUUCAGCUAUUUCGUAACAUCAAAACUGGACCGGUUGCCUUGCAUCUUUGUAGACGCGUUAAAAACAAGGAACUACAGGCAACGAAGGCUAAGUCGUGCGCAGACCUUUUGCUCGUCGACGCGUGAAGAGAAGCUGUACGAGACGAGAUUGUGAAAACGAGAAAGAGACACAAUCCGCGACCGCUGUAAAAAUGAAUUCCUGUACAUAUUUGUAAAUUUGUAAAGUAUCUUGCAAAUAAAAAUUAUUAUUUAAUAAUCGUUGAGAAAUUACUUCGUCGAUCGUUGUAUGUAUUUACGCAAAACACAUCCUCAAGCACCUUAAAAUUACGACCUCUUUAUUGUUCUCUAUAAUACUAAUACUAAUAAUAAU